UUGGUACCGGGACAGUUCAUACAACUACAUUACAAGGCCGUCAACCUCUCUUUGUUAAACCGGGAAAAAUCUAAACAAUUCGUUGACGACGGAAGAAAUGUUCCGAGUAACGUUUUUGGCGUUCGUGCUGAUUGGAAUGACCAAUCAAUACAGAGUAAUUUAUUGCGCUCCCACACCUGAUGGCAAUAACGAACUUUCUGAACCUAAAAUGACCAAGACAACGUAUGGCAGCAGCAGGGAUCCGAUUGGAGAAAUGCCUGGCGAACCCCUCAGCCCAGCAGAUUUUCAAAAUGCAAAGGAAUUGGUUCUGGGGCCGAAUUUUCAAGAUUUGGUUGACGGUAGUCCAAACGGACUGGGUGGCCAGAAAGGCCUUUUUGAAGGCGACAUUGUCGGCGUGUUAGCUAAAGAAACGGCCACAGUAACAGGACGACAAAAAGGGACAAAGCUGAACAGUGCCGUCGUCGACGUGACCCUAACCUGGCCAUCUGGUACAAUACCGUACGUGAUUUCAGCAUCUUUCGGAAAACGCGAACGAACUUUAAUCGCCAAGGCCAUUCUUGAGUUUCACAACAAAACGUGUCUUCGUUUUGUACCACGUACGAACCAGGAUGACUACAUCAAUAUCUUAAAUGCAAAUGGAUGUAGCAGCAACGUCGGUCGUGCAGGUGGAGAACAGCAAGUCUCUUUGGGCAUGGGAUGUUUCUACGUCGGCAUCAUCAUGCACGAAUUAAUGCACGCCGUUGGGUUCUGGCAUGAGCAAAGUCGUACCGAUCGCGAUGACCACGUCAUAAUCCACUGGGAAAACAUAAUGAAAGGGAUGGCAUACAAUUUCCAGAAAUAUGAUCAAGGCCGCAUCCAAUAUCUUGGUCUACCCUACGAUACAGGUUCCAUUAUGCACUACGACGCUUACGCGUUUGCUGAAGACAAGCGCUACCCUACGAUUACAUCUAAGAAGAGCGACGAGCAACUAGGACAGCGAAAUGGGUUUAGUGAUGCGGACGUGUUAAAGUUGAACCGGUUGUACAAAUGUGAAACAAAUUCGAGCGAAGAAACGUCAGUUACAACUUCGCCUGCUGCCACUCGGUUGAAACCAACUCCAGACAAAGGAAAGUCUACAAAUGGAUGCCUAGACGACCACAAAUAUUGCAAGAUUUGGACAGAGAGAGGAGAAUGCGCAAGAAAUUCUUGGAUGGCAAACCACUGCCGCAAUUCUUGCAAUCAAUGCGAUGGCCAGUGUAGUAAUUUGAACGACAAUUGCAUCCAAUGGGCCCAAUCGGCGAGUGUCAAAAGAAUAGUCCAUACAUGAAAAUCUAUUGUCGCAAAUCUUGCCAUUUGUGUGACGACACAGAUAGAUCUGAUUGCGUCGACGACGAUCGUUUGUGCCCCGUAUGGGCGGCAAGGGAUGGCUGCAAGGCCAAUUCGAAUUUCAUGCAACUACACUGCAGGAAAUCGUGUGGUGAAUGCUAACAUCCUACUUUCACUGAAAAGAUUAUUAUCUUCAUGACAUUUCUCUCUUCGAAGACUCCACUGCCAAAUCAGU
Molecule: messenger RNA, 1540 nt
Organism: Daphnia carinata
Lineage: Eukaryota; Metazoa; Arthropoda; Branchiopoda; Diplostraca; Daphniidae
Product: hatching enzyme 1.2-like
Exons: 15
Coding region: 98-1306 (402 amino acids)
Biological process (GO): proteolysis
Molecular function (GO): zinc ion binding; metalloendopeptidase activity
Source: RefSeq, a predicted model, not a curated record